CCAAAGAGAUUUCAAUGGCUUGGCAUGUGCAAUUUGUGGCCGCCCGCAAGUUGGCGGUUAUAGCUAAGCUAACUUGUUAUUGACAUGCAACAUAACCUCGCGUUGGUGCGAUUUCCAACUGGAAUGGGCGCUAGUGCGGCAGGCUGUGUUUGUUCACUGCAGAUGUAGUAUCAUUUCUGGAGUGUGAACGCUUACAAUAAGGGGUGGCUUUUUCAACAUCAAAGAGUUGGCAGACCAACAUCAAACAUCACCAUACUUUCGAGUCCAAUUUUCCCACCAAGGACCUUCCGCUUACAUCUUCAUUUAUCUUGCGGGUUGACAUCUCUAGAUUAUUUGAACCCCUAUCUUAUGCUCUAGCUGAGUUUCAAUAUCCGUUUGGCCUCACUUAGCCUACUGUUAAGAUUGCUCCACGCCACAAUCGUUGUCGGACGCAACAAUGCCAUCCUUUCAGCCUAUUAGCUUCGAUAAUUUUUUCAACGUCAUUGACGGGAAACUCACCAGCACUGAAACUACGCGUCGUUCGGUGAAUCCCUCAACCCUGAAAAACAAUCCUGAUGUCCCCCUCAGUACGAUUGAGGAUGUUGAUAAGGCCGUCCAGGCUGCCAAAAAGGCGGCAGAAUCCUGGGCUCAAGUGUCUUGGGAAGACCGCAAGAAGGCCGUGGAAGGGUUCGCGUCCGCUCUUGAGGCUCAAAUAGACGACUUUGCCGCGUUGAUCACCAGAGAGCAAGGCAAACCGUUCCCUCGAGCUCAACUAGAGAUGAGAACUGGAGUUGAGUGGAUUCGUGAAUUUUGCCAGCUCUCGCUUCUAGAAACGGUGAUUGAAGACAACAGCACCCGUCGGAUCUCGACGCGCUACACGCCUCUUGGCGUCGUUGCGGCGAUUAUCCCCUGGAAUUACCCCGUGCACCCUCUAGCAUGCGGCAAGAUUGCACCUGCAUUGCUGACAGGCAAUGUCAUGAUUUUGAAGCCAUCACCAUUUACUCCUUAUUCCAACCUUAAAUUAGCGGAGCUAGGGCUACAAUUCUUUCCUCCCGGUGUGCUUCAAGCCCUUAGUGGUGACGAUAGGCUGGGACCAUGGAUGACGGAACAUCCCGAUAUUGACAAAAUUGCAUUUACUGGGUCGAUUGAAACCGGAAAAAAGGUCAUGGAGAGUUGUAGCAAGACUCUCAAGAGGGUUACUCUCGAACUCGGAGGCAAUGACCCAGCCAUCGUAUGUGCAGACGUGGACCCGGCUGCAAUUCCUACCAUCACAGGUAUUGCGUUCGAUAACGCUGGGCAAAUAUGUUGUGGAAUUAAGCGCCUUUAUGUUCAUGAAUCCGUGUAUGACACGGUCGUGGCAACAUUGCUCGCUGUAUUGCCGCACUUGAAACUAGGUGAUGGGUUCGCGGAUGGCGCCUUUAUCCCUCCUCUUACUAAUGUACAGCAAUUCGAACGCGUGCGAGAGCUGCUCUCUGAAGUUGAAAGGACCGGUCUUAAACUUAUAGCCGGAAGUACUAAGCCAACGCCGGGAGCCGGGAAAUAUACUGGCUACUUCGUCGCUCCAACUGUCAUCGACAACCCGCCCGAGGACUCAAAGAUCGUCGCCGAAGAGCAGUUUGGUCCUGUAAUUCCCAUCAUCAAAUGGACUGAUGAGGAGGACGUGAUUAAGCGAGCGAAUAAUACCCGAUAUGGCCUUGGGGCUUCUGUAUGGACACAAGACAUCGCCCAGGCAGAACGGAUGGCUAGUAAGUUACAGGCUGGAACAGUCUGGAUCAAUAGCCAUGCCGAACUUGGUGCUAGCUACCCGUUUGGUGGCCAUAAAAACAGCGGCCUCGGAGUAGAAUGGGGUAUUGAAGGGAUGAAGUCAUAUUGCAAUAUUCAGACCAAACUGGUUAGGUCAAGUCCCUGGGAUGGGAAGUCUUAGUAUCCCGCCUUCAAAGGACCAGCAGAAGUACUAGAUACCUAGGUAGUUACAGCUUCUAUAUUUUAGGGUUUGACUUGUAUUUGCAACAGAAUUCAUAUUCCUAUGCUAUUUCUGCGUGUUGGGAGUCUAAUAAUAAGAUCGAGUAUUAUCUAUUUCAUCUCCUGUAACAUGGUCCGUAUGAGCCCGCCGCGCUAAAGAAGGUCGGGGCUUUGUUAUAGGCAGCAAUCUAUAGAAUUAC
Daldinia caldariorum is the source of this 2141-nucleotide messenger RNA. RefSeq names its product aldehyde dehydrogenase. Gene Ontology annotation, molecular function: aldehyde dehydrogenase (NAD+) activity. The transcript has 3 exons. The coding region runs from base 437 to 1903 and encodes 488 amino acids. Lineage: Eukaryota; Fungi; Ascomycota; Sordariomycetes; Xylariales; Hypoxylaceae. The record is from RefSeq and is a predicted model, not a curated record.